AUGAGAAAACGUAUGGAAAGAUUCGUAGUUCGUCCAUUCUCUUUAAGAUGUGCUUCCCAUUCAAGUGUGGAAUUAGGUGCACCCAAAGGACCAAAAGAAGAUUCCAAAGGCCCUAUUGCUUCAAGAAGACAAGAAGGCGAAGAUAGAUCAGUUAUGAAGAGAAGCAAGCCUUCGAGGUUUCUGGUUCUACCAAAGCCUAACGUAGCUGCUGGCAUACAGCGAUUAAUCAGGGGCAUCAAGAGUUUAUCUCGAUUAUUUUUUUACAAAAAGGAUACUGAGGAGAUGGAACCUGAGAUGGAAAUUGGAUAUCCAACAAAUGUGAAGCAUGUAACACAUAUUGGACUUGAUGGGUCAACUACCACAAAUAAUGUCAAUGGUUGGGACAAUCUGAAGGCACCUGAAUUAUUGUCUUUCUCUCCAAUUUCAUUCAAGCAAUUUGAAUUGGCCAUGGCUACCCAAACUCACCAACCUCUCAUUAAUGAUCCCUCCUCAAAAUGUGGUUCAAACACUUGA
Messenger RNA from Gastrolobium bilobum, 513 nucleotides. Its product is annotated as CRIB domain-containing protein RIC4-like. The record is from RefSeq and is a predicted model, not a curated record. NCBI's taxonomy places the organism in Eukaryota, Viridiplantae, Streptophyta, Magnoliopsida, Fabales, Fabaceae. The transcript has 3 exons. The coding region runs from base 1 to 513 and encodes 170 amino acids.